Molecule: messenger RNA, 2145 nt
Organism: Drosophila eugracilis
Lineage: Eukaryota; Metazoa; Arthropoda; Insecta; Diptera; Drosophilidae
Exons: 12
Coding region: 1-2145 (714 amino acids)
Biological process (GO): intracellular signal transduction; cGMP biosynthetic process; receptor guanylyl cyclase signaling pathway
Molecular function (GO): peptide receptor activity; guanylate cyclase activity
Source: RefSeq, a predicted model, not a curated record
AUGCUAAAUGGAAAAGCGCACAAGUCCGGAGAGAACCCUGACCCUUGCUCAGUCACAGCGGGUGGCAGUGCGGGCUUGAGCAUUAGAAAGCCAACUCCCAGCGUUAAGAUCGACAUUAGUAGUUGCCCAUCGAAUCACCCAAUGAUGGCCACCGAUAAUCUAAAUGUUAACCCAUCGGGCGAAGGUGGCCUGCUAUUGGUGCCCACACAUCACAAUCUGCAGCUCGAUAAAAUUUCCGUGCGCUCGAUUAGUUCCGAGGAUAUAUCGAAUGGCGGCAGUGGAAGAUGUUGCAAUGCCGCUGCCCGUAACCCGGCCAUAAAAACAGGUCGGCGCCUGCAACUGAUGCAGAUGAUAAUACUACCAUUUAUACCAAUAUUGGCAUUGAUUGUGCAAACAUCGGUGACACUGCAAGAGAUUCUGGAGUACCGCUCCGCCGUGGCCGACAUCGAGACGCAGGUUACCAUAGCCACUGACUUGGGGAAAGUUGUCACUCGAUUACAGUUGGAACGCUCCGAAGUAGCCUUCUACAUCUUUACCAAUGGCAGCAAACAGAGAGCCAACCUUACACUGAGAUUUGCAAAUACGGAUCAUGCCCUAAACAACAUGACCACCUGGAGCGAAAUCAGUGUUCCUACAGCACCGGACGAGGAUGAAGAUGAUAGGGAGAUGAUGUUGAAUCGAUACGAGUUCCAGAGCCGUCUAAAUGAGUUUAGGGAUCGUGUGCGUUUAGAGCCCGAAGAGAGCUCUAUUACAGAGGUUAUGAACUGGUACACAUCCAUCAAUCGUGGGUUGCUUCAUCAUCUGAAUGAGCAAAUCAAAGAAACAGACAACAGUGGGGUUUGGCGAUACCUUGUGGGCUUCAAGAACCUUCUCAAGAGCAUUGAAUGUCAAAAUAUAGCCACUUCCUUUGGUAUAAGGUACUAUGGAAGAGGAUCCUUGACAGCAGAGAAUUUUGUGUCCUAUGUGCGCUACGAGUUCAUGGCCCGUGAGAUGAUCAACUCAACUUUGAACUAUGCACCCAUGCUUAAGAAUAUGUACACGAAUAUCACCAGCACCAAGAGGUUUCAUCGCGCCAAACAGAUGGGAACAACUCUGAUUAAGAAUAAUCCUAAUAUUUCGAAUGAACGUAGUGCCAUUGAGUACUACGAGCUGAUGAACAACUAUACCGAUGACUUGAGAAUACUCCAAAAGGCUCUGCGUAGGAUGAUUAAGGAUUAUGUGGACAAGACACUGGCGGAGGCUGAUCGAAAAGAGGCCAUUGGCAUUGCCAUUCUGGUGGUGGUGCUCCUAGUCUCACCAGUCAUCAUUAUACUGGUGAAAAAUGCCGCUGCGACAAUACAGCUUUAUGCCCUGAAUCUGUCCCAGAAGGCCAAGGAAUUAAAGCGAGAGAAGCGGAAAAGCGACUCGCUGCUAUUCCAAAUGCUACCACCAAGUGUGGCCAUGCAGUUGAAACAGACCCAGCAGGUGCCCGCCGAGCUCUACGAGGCAGUCACCAUUUACUUCAGCGAUAUCGUGGGUUUCACUGAAAUAGCUGCGGAUUGUACUCCACUGGAGGUAGUAACCUUUCUGAAUUCGAUUUACCGGGUAUUCGACGAACGCAUCGAGUGCUAUGACGUCUAUAAAGUCGAGACAAUUGGAGACUCUUAUAUGGUGGCAUCGGGACUGCCGGUGAAGAACGGGAACAAGCACAUCAGUGAGAUAGCAACAAUGGCGCUUGAUUUGCUGGAUGCUUCGUCGCUCUUCCGGAUUCCCCGGGCCGGUGACGAAUUCGUCCAGAUCCGAUGCGGCGUGCACACAGGUCCAGUGGUCGCAGGAAUCGUUGGCACCAAAAUGCCGCGCUACUGUCUCUUCGGCGACACGGUGAACACAGCCUCGCGGAUGGAAAGCACCGGCGAAGCCCAGAAGAUACAUAUCACCGAGGAGAUGCACGACUCGCUGCAGCAGGUGGGAGGAUUUCGCACCGAACACCGCGGUCUCAUCGAUGUCAAGGGAAAGGGUCUAAUGAGCACCUACUGGCUGACCUGCAAGGAUGGACCGGUCAGGGUUCGUGAAGAAAUAUCAUGGCGGGCAGAUAUGCAGCCGGUUUUUCUCGACCACCUAAAGCUGCAUCCGCCGACCGACUACAAGCUACCAAAGCGAAAAUGA